This is a messenger RNA of Exophiala viscosa, 2710 nucleotides long. RefSeq names its product POT family-domain-containing protein. NCBI's taxonomy places the organism in Eukaryota, Fungi, Ascomycota, Eurotiomycetes, Chaetothyriales, Herpotrichiellaceae. The coding region runs from base 399 to 2300 and encodes 633 amino acids. Gene Ontology annotation, cellular component: membrane. Gene Ontology annotation, molecular function: transmembrane transporter activity. Gene Ontology annotation, biological process: oligopeptide transport; transmembrane transport. The transcript is spliced from 3 exons. The record is from RefSeq and is a predicted model, not a curated record.
GCGGGGAGAAUGUAACAUGGAUUCAAUGGCAAUGUGGUCCUCUACCAAUCGUCGCACAGAACUCUUCAGACUAUCGUGUCUCCCUGUCAAUACUAACGCCUAUCACGAUUCACGACUUUCCUUCUUUGCCCCCCAGCGAUAAGCGACGCGAACCUGGACAGGGAGGCCGAGGGAGCUGGCUUCACGAUCCUCCAAUCCUUUCCGGGGGACCACUUCCAUGUCGAUUCCAGAAGGACGCUUUCUCUUUCCUCCUGCCACUUUGGACACUGGACAUCGAGUCCAUGGAGAGGUAUAAGUACCCCUUGAACAGUCCACGCGCUACCCACACUAUUUCUUCCAGUAUUGCUUCCUUCCCUUUCACUUCUCGUGAAACCCAUAUAUUCUCUUGACCUUCCAUCAUGCCUGUCGAUAAUCCAGAAAUCAUCCAGGCCUCUGGUCUCACUGACCACCACGCUGAUGCAGGCCGACGACAAUCGGUCACCAAGGCUGUCGACGAGAAGGCUGUCCACUCAUACUUCAAUCCGGAUCCCGAGUACCAUCAGAUCCCCACGGAAGACCAGCUUCAUGGGCCGAGUGCUCUGCGAAGGGUUGCUGCCCCAAUCCCUUGGGCGGUCUACACUGUUGCCUUUGUGGAACUCUGCGAGCGAUUCUCUUAUUACGGAACCCAAGUGGUUUACUCCAACUACGUGAACCAUGCGCUCCCCCUCGCGCAACCAGAUGGCCCCCCUGGCUCGCACCACAACACCGGUGCCGGCGGUGGCAGUUCCCAAGGCAUUUCUGGUGCUCUGGGUCAAGGGCCCGAAACCGCCAAUGGUAUCAACACCUUUAACACCUUCUGGGUCUACUGUGUUCCACUUCUGGGUGCCUAUAUGGCCGACGAGCAUUGGGGAAGAUACAAGACCAUCUGCAUUUCCAUUGCCAUCGCCAUUCUCGGUCAUAUCAUUCUUGUUCUCUCAGCGAUUCCACCCAUCAUCACCAACGAGACGGCCUGCUUUGCCUUGUUCAUGCUCGGUCUGAUUAUCAUGGGUUUCGGCACCGGUGGUUUCAAGCCUAACAUCUCCCCUUUGGUCGCCGAGCAGAUCAACGUCACACGUGCAUAUGUCAAGACGCUGUCCUCGGGUGAAAAAGUCGUGGUCGAUCCUAUCAUCACCCAAAGUCGGAUCUACCAUUACUUUUACCUCUUCAUCAACAUUGGCGCUCUGGUCGGUCAGGUUGGAAUGGUGUAUGCUGAGAAAUACGUUGGAUUCUGGCUCGCAUUCUUGCUCCCUACGAUUGCCUUCUUGACGACUCCAUUUGUCAUGUGGUGGGGACGCAAACGCUAUCAGCAACGACCACCUUCCGGUUCCGUCGUAGGCAAGGCUUUUAAAGCCCUACUCUUCGGGAUGCGGGGACGCUGGUCAUUGAACCCAGUCACCAUGUACAAGCGCACCCAUGACGGUUCUCUCUGGGAGGCCGUCAAGCCGUCCAACAUUCAGCCCUCCCAACGUCCUGCGUGGAUGACUUUCGACGACGCCUGGGUUGACGAGGUCCGCCGUGGUUUCAAAGCCUGCGCCGUCUUCUGCUGGUACCCACUCUACUGGCUUGCGUACGGGCAGCUGACGAACAACUUCACAGCCCAAGCUGGUACCAUGACGUUGAACGGUGUGCCCAACGACGUUGUCAACAACCUCGAUCCUUUUGCGUUGAUCAUAUUCAUCCCCAUUUGCGACUCCUGCCUAUACCCUGGCCUGCGCAAACUUGGCUUCAACUUCACCCCCAUCAAGAAGAUCACUGCCGGAUUUUGGUUGGCCUCGGCGGCGAUGAUCUGGGCUGCAGUGGUGCAGUAUUAUAUCUACCACACGUCCCCCUGCGGUUAUUCCGCCAACGACUGCUAUCUUGAUGACGGUAGCGUCAAUCCUGCACCCAUCAAUGUCUGGGCUCAGACUGGCUGCUAUGUUCUGAUUGCCUUCUCCGAGAUUUUCGCCUCCAUCACUUCUCUCGAAUAUGCUUAUUCCAAGGCGCCAAAGAACAUGCGAUCUCUGGUUCAGGCUAUUGCGCUGUUCACCAAUGCCGUUUCUGCCGCGAUUGCCGAGGCCCUCAACCGCCUGAGUGGUGAUCCACUGCUGAUCUGGAACUACGGUGUCUUCGCUGUGGUGUCAUUUUUGGGUGGUGUCUUCUUCAUCAUCCAAUUCUGGGGUCUUGACAUGGAGGAAGAUCAACUCAAUCUGCUGCCUGAAGGACAUGUCGUCGCGACCAAGGAUGAGGAGACGAUGUCGAUUGAUGAUGCUCCGCGUCCAACCACCAUUGACGAGAAGCACUAGACGGAGGGCACAUGGUAUGUUGAGGUCGUUGCACAUCACUUAGUAUCUGUAGCAAAUCCUUUGGGCAAUGCUAUGACGCUAGAAAGUCGUCAGCUCAAAACGUCCAACAUUUGGGAUCAGUAUUGGGCCUAUUGGCUUCUGACGGCUGCAGCCAAAUUCCGCGAGCAAUACUCCAUAGCCCAGUAGCAAAAACGAAGUCCCAGGCAUGAAUAUAUUUGCUCAUGUGUGUGAGUUGCUGUGCAUUCUGUCAUUGCCAGUGAAACGAUAAUGCACGAUAUUUCCCCAGAGCAUGCAUUUAUGAAGAUUGAACGCUACACCUCUCUGAGUAAUUUUGAUGUAUCAAAAUACGGUGAACUACUACACUAUUUUCCCCGAGUUCGGCGGGCACCUCGAACGCAGUUUAAUACUAG